AAGCACAAUUACUGAAAAGAAACACGUGCGCGAGAAGAUAGCGUUGCAAUAUGCACAGUUCGAACUCUGAGAGUCAAUGUCAACUACCAGAUCGACUCGAAUCAGCUUCACAACUGUACGAUCGGACUGAAUUCGGAAGAAGAAAUUGAUUGGAUUACGGAUCGGAGACAUGAGGCAGCAGCUACUGUUGGCGUUCAAAUUCCUAACCCUAGCCGGAGUUUACUUCUUCACUCGCUCCCGCACGCCCAAGCACAAGCUCACAGAUCCCGACAAAUCCAUGGUUGUAGUGUUCCUGCUCGAGUAUCUCAAGCGGGUUCUGCUCUACAACGCCAAGUUGAUCCGCGACGGCAAGAGUCAGGUCGAAAUUUUGGACAACGACAUCCGCCUCCUCAAAGCGCUCCUCAAGGACUCCGCGAGGAUUCGCCACAAAGACGAGGUGGUCAAGGAGUUUAUAGUCGAGAUUCGCGACGUGGUGCGCGACGGCGAUGAUGUAAUCGUUGGGUAUUUGAAUCAGGCGGCGGAGGUUAGGGCGCGGAAUUUCUUCCAGAGAGCUUUUGGUGGACAGAUUAAGCUCAUCGGCGUUUCGAAAGAGGUUGGGGCUAUGAGGGCGAGAGUGAAGAAUAUAUUCGGCAGGAGCAAGGCUGUGUUCGCCGUCCGGCAGAUCGGACCGCCGCCGGAGUAGGGUUCCGGCGGAUGAGAGAAAUAGGCAUAUAAUGCGCAGCAGCACACUUUGACAGGAUUGAAUCGGUAUGGUGGCUAUCAGACAUCAUCACUUUCACUUCAUUCGGGACAGUCUUGAGUGGCAAAAUUACGAUGAACAGGUUUCUAGGUUUGGAAAGUCCAUUGAACAUAGUGAGUGGUGGGUUUGAACAAGGGAGUGGUUGUUAGUAGAGAUUGCUUUUGAUUGCAAUUUGCUCGGCUACUAGCUAAGUGUUCAGGAUCUCUCCCGUUUUCUAAUUCUUGUUGCAGUGACGAAAGGGAUUGGUCACACAAAUUACUGUAAUCUGUUGAGUUGUGAAGGUUUGCAAAAUGUAAAAUAUGGCUUCUCAAUGUGAGAAAUGUAUUCUUCCACUUAGAUAAUGGUUUGAAUGGAUUCCAUAAGCUGUGAAUAUUCAAUAUUUUGGCUCCGGGACUACGUCUGUUAUUGUAAUUACUAAUUAGUAUAUCAA
This is a messenger RNA of Andrographis paniculata, 1169 nucleotides long. RefSeq lists its product as uncharacterized. The record is from RefSeq and is a predicted model, not a curated record. The transcript has 2 exons. The coding region runs from base 170 to 682 and encodes 170 amino acids. NCBI's taxonomy places the organism in Eukaryota, Viridiplantae, Streptophyta, Magnoliopsida, Lamiales, Acanthaceae.